CGGGCAGCUUCAUUUCUAUGACGACACGGGGUCCUAUGGAAAAAAGUCAACAAACAUGGCGGCGCCCGCAGGCCGACUUCUCCGCUGCAUCGCAGUGACGGGCGCAAAGUUGAGGCUGAGGCCUGCAUUUUAUUCCACAACAGCCCAGGCAUAUCCAUUUGCUAAAAGGAAGCCCCAGCUACCAGUGAAUUCAAUAUAUAAUCCAGUGAGAUGUAUGUUCAUUCAGACUCAGGACACGCCAAACCCCAACAGUGUCAAGUUCAUCCCAGGGAGAGCUGUUCUGGAUGCCAGAACCAUGGAUUUCCCAAGCCCUGCUUCCGCCUUUUGCUCCCCACUGGCCAGGCACCUUUUCAGGAUUGACGGAGUAAAGAGUGUUUUCCUUGGGCCAGAUUUCAUCACUAUCACAAAAAAUAGUGAGGAAUUGGACUGGAAUUUAAUAAAACCUGAUAUAUAUGCAACUAUUAUGGAUUUCUUUGCUUCUGGUCUGCCGGUAGUGACAGAGGACGCCCCUCGUGGGGAUGCAGCGGCCUCAGAAGAGGAGGAUGAAGUGGUGGCCAUGAUCAAAGAACUGCUGGACACUAGGAUCAGGCCUACAGUGCAGGAAGAUGGUGGAGAUGUCCUGUACAAAGGCUUUCAGGAUGGCAUUGUCCAGCUGAAGCUACAGGGGUCCUGUACCAGUUGCCCGAGCUCCAUCAUCACACUGAAGAGCGGCAUUCAGAACAUGCUGCAGUUCUACAUCCCAGAGGUUGAAGGAGUAGAGCAGGUGACGGAUGAAGAUGAGGAAGAUGCUGGGACAGAAAUCCGUUCGCCUUAAGGCUGCCUUCAUUUCAAAGCCCUCAUAGUGAAAAGCAAGCUGGUGCCCAUAUCCGGCAUCCUGCUCAAUGGAAAUCUCCAGCGUUGGCACACCUUCCUAAUCUCGGUGGCACUGUGUAUGUGGCAACCAACUGAACGGCGGAGGUAUCUUGUGCCAGUCUCAAUUCAUUAUCCUUAUGAGAGGGGAUGAACCAGCUUUUUUUUUUUUUUUUGGAUCUAGAAAAAUAAAUAUUACAAGUGUUUGUUUUAAUAUUCAACCUCCUGGCUUGUUGUGCUAUAUUUAUCUGCCUGUUGGAAUAAAAGGCUAAUAUAUGUGCAAAA
Xenopus tropicalis (tropical clawed frog) is the source of this 1134-nucleotide messenger RNA. It is a transcript of the gene nfu1, whose product is annotated as NFU1 iron-sulfur cluster scaffold. Gene Ontology annotation, cellular component: mitochondrion. The transcript is spliced from 8 exons. The record is from RefSeq and is a predicted model, not a curated record. Gene Ontology annotation, molecular function: iron ion binding; iron-sulfur cluster binding. Lineage: Eukaryota; Metazoa; Chordata; Amphibia; Anura; Pipidae. Bases 56 to 814 code for a protein of 252 amino acids. Gene Ontology annotation, biological process: iron-sulfur cluster assembly.